AUGGCAUGGGAGAGCAACCAGACUUCAGGGAGUGACUUCAUCCUCCUGGAUCUAUUUCAUGAUACCCCAGUUCCCUGGGUUUUCCUGACACUCACUGUUUUAGACUUUCUGGUUGCCCUGCUUGGCAACUCCACAAUCCUUCUCCUCAUUUGGGUCGACCCUCUUCUUCACAACCCCAUGUACUUUCUGCUCAGCCAGCUCUCUCUCAUGGAUAUCUUGUAUAUCUCCACAUCCGUUCCCAAAGUGGUCCUGGUCUUUCUCUCUGGGGACCACCAUAUCUCCUUCACUGGGUGUAGUUAUCAGAUGUUACUUUUCACUAUCCUGUUUGGUUCCGAACUUCUCUUGUUGCCUGUGAUGGCCUAUGACCGAUAUGUGGCCAUCUGCCACCCACUGCGCUACCCCAUCCUCAUGCGCCCUAGAGUUUGUGUAUUACUUGUCCUUGUGACCUGGUUAGGGGCACUGUUCAAUGCCUUAAUCCAUGUUGCCUACACCCUGACUCUCCCUUACUGUGGUUCCAGGGAAAUCCAUCAUUUCUUUUGUGAAAUCCCAGCUCUCCUGAAAGUGGUCUGUGUGGACACCUCCCAGUAUGAGAAGGGCCUUUUUGUCAGUGGGGUGAUUUUCCUAUUGCUUCCUUUCUCAGCCAUUAUGGGUUCCUAUGGAACUAUAUUGUCCACUGUACUGGGUAUGGGUUCAAAGCAGGGACUGAAGAAAGCCUUGGCUACUUGCUCUUCUCACGUGAUUGUUGUGUCCCUGUUCUAUGGUCCUGCCAUCUUCAAAUACAUUGUGCCAAAGUCCUACCACACCCCCGAGCAGGAGGAAUUGGUCUCUGUCUUUUACAAUAUUAUAACACCCAUGCUCAACCCUCUCAUCUAUAGCCUGAGAAACAAGGAUGUCUCUAGAGCCCUUAGGAAACUUCUUGGAAAAUGA
Suncus etruscus (white-toothed pygmy shrew) is the source of this 927-nucleotide messenger RNA. Its product is annotated as olfactory receptor 2T27-like. Gene Ontology annotation, cellular component: membrane. Gene Ontology annotation, molecular function: olfactory receptor activity; G protein-coupled receptor activity. The record is from RefSeq and is a predicted model, not a curated record. NCBI's taxonomy places the organism in Eukaryota, Metazoa, Chordata, Mammalia, Eulipotyphla, Soricidae. The transcript has a single exon. Gene Ontology annotation, biological process: G protein-coupled receptor signaling pathway. The coding region runs from base 1 to 927 and encodes 308 amino acids.